UAAUAGAAAGACCUUCGCCAGCCACAGUCGCUGCAUGUCAAGCUGAACUUGAUGUUUCGAACGGCUCGGACUUUGGGGUUCCAUGCCGAGGAGGCACUGUAGCAGGAUCCGACGACGGUUGCCAUCUUGGCAAAGUUAGCCUCGGUAUGGACCUAGAGGUGGGGGAUAAUCGGAGCCCCUGGGUUUCACCCCUCAUCUGCAUCUGGCCUACCCCCAACUUACGAGCCGACGUGAUCGCAUCGCCGCAGCUGCAAAUCGCGUUCCAGACCGUGUGUUUUAUUUUUUGGUUACUGUUUACUCAGAAGGCCCAACCCAACCAGAGAACCGACCACCUGGAAAAGCAAUUCACCAAAAACAGGCUCAUAGAGCAGCGGCAAACAUCAAUCAAGACCACAAUGACCAUCAAACUCGCCAAAGACGACGAGCUAUUGCAGGCGCUGGCCGCCAGCGGGGGGCUCAAGGGGCACAACCUCCUGAUGCUACUCCCUUCCGGCUUCCAACCCGACGCUGCCAGACUGGACGAGCUCAGGGCCAAGUAUCCCGGCCUCCAGAUCUCGGUGCACGAAUCGGCGUGGGGGAACACUGUGGUGCCGGAGUCCGUCUCGGGCUCGGGCGACGGCUUCGGGUGGGAGGACGUCACCAUCUUGGCGACGGGCACGGCGCUGCCGACGCGGGAGCAGGCGCCCAGGCUGCAGUACGUGCAGCUGAUCAGCGCCGGCGCCAACCACGUCCUGCAGAAUCCGCUUUUCGACGACGAAAGCAUCGCCUUGUGUACCGCCAAUGGUGUGCACGGGCCGCAGAUUUCCGAGUGGAUCAUCAGCACGUUCCUGAGCUUUGAACACCAUCUCCCCAGGUACAUUGAGAAGCAAAAAGAGGGCAAAUGGGAUCCAUCAUACGACGGAGUUGACGACGCGGUGGGACGCCGGGUCGGCGUCCUCGGCUACGGCAGCAUCGGGCGGCAGGUGGCCCGGUUGUGCAAGGCGCUGGGCAUGGAUGUGCACGCCUACACGCUACACCCGCGCGAGACGCCCGAGUCGCGGCGCGACGACGCGUACGCGCCGCCGGGCACGGGCGACCCCAACGGCGAGUUCCCGUCCAGGUGGUUCUCGGGCGGGUCCAGGGCGGACCUGCACCGCUUCCUGUCAUCGGGCCUGGACCUACUCGUGGUCUCGGCCCCGCUGACCGACAAGACGGCGCACCUCCUGGGCGCCGACGAGUUCGCCCUGCUAGGAGAGGGCAACGGGAAGGGAAAGACGUUUCUGUCCAACAUUGCGCGCGGCAAGGUCGUCGACACGGACGCGCUCGUCGCGGCGCUCGAGGGCGGCGUGCUCCGCGGCGCCGCGCUCGACGUCACGGACCCGGAGCCCCUGCCCGAGGGCCACCCGCUGUGGAGGGCCAAGAACGUUUGUAUUACACCGCACGUCAGCGCGGCCUCGUCCAAGCUCGGCCCGCGCAUCCUGAGCAUCCUCGACAUGAACCUCGGGCGCUUCAGCCAGCGCAAGCCCCUGGCGAACCGCGUGAACCGGAAGGAGGGGUACUAGAGAGGGUGGAGGGCACGGGGUGGUGACGAGAGGCAAGCGCUGGGCGGCCCCGAGAUUGUGACCUCAGGGGAGGAGGGGAUCCGACUUGGAAAUGGCAUCGCACUAAAGGCUGAAGUUUGCAAUCGUCAGGUCCAAGUUUGACCGUCAUGUUUCUGGACCCUGAAUUCCAUCGUGGCAAAAACCAAAGCCGUCAAUGAAAUUGCUAAGACCCCUAAAACCCACCAGCAUCAAACGCGCCGCCCCGCUCCAGCUCCAGUGUGCCUCUCAGUUCACCUCUUGACGUCAUCUAGUGACGCAGGGGCCCCACCAAGCAGCAAAAGACCCGACCCCAGCCCUCCGCGUCGAGUGCUGACAGGUUUUUGCCAACGACGAUCCUCGCGAUGAUCGUUCGAAAACGCAAUCCAAGCAAGCUUGUCUGCGGCCAAGUGACACCAAGUGCCGUGGCUUCCUGCACCCUUUGAUCAGACUGCAACGCCGUGUGCCGUGCGUCGCAACUCGAGAGCUGGUGAUGUCAACGUUUCCAACUUUUCGUCGGCGCAGGGAUGAAGACAACGGCAACGGCUGAUGGGCCUCGGGAAGUAUUAAUAAUGUCCAACCCUCUGGGAGGAAAGCUGAAUGUGACAUUACUCUUCUGCAUUAAACUCGC
Messenger RNA from Gaeumannomyces tritici R3-111a-1, 2187 nucleotides. RefSeq names its product glyoxylate reductase. Lineage: Eukaryota; Fungi; Ascomycota; Sordariomycetes; Magnaporthales; Magnaporthaceae. Gene Ontology annotation, molecular function: NAD binding. The record is from RefSeq and is a predicted model, not a curated record. The transcript has 4 exons. Bases 147 to 1541 code for a protein of 464 amino acids.